AUGUUUGACACGGUUUGCACCCUCCCGCUUUCGUCGGACCUGUUCGCUCAGGCUAUCCACCCUGAGGAGCCCGUGGUCUCUGUCGGUCUGGCCUCGGGCCAUGUACAGACUUUCCGACUGCCUUCCUUGGACUCCGAGGAAGACGACGAUGACGCUUCUCAAUCAUCUGCCCGCAAUGGAAAGGGCCACAUUGACACCAUGUGGAGAACCCGGCGACACAAAGGUAGCUGUCGCACCUUGGGAUUCGGCACUGACGGCCAAGUCCUUUACUCGUCUGGUACCGAUGGGCUCAUCAAAGCUGCCAGCUCUGAGACUGGUCAAGUGCAAAACAAAAUUGCGAUUCCCUUCAACAAGAGCGGAUCCAUUGAUGCUCCUACCAUGAUUCAUGCUCUCUCUCCACAAACUCUUCUUCUCGGUACCGACUCCAGCGCUCUUCAUCUCUACGACCUCCGCAUCCCGUACUCCAAGGUUUCUGCCCGACCUGAGCAAUCGCACCACCCCCACGAUGACUACAUCUCCUCUCUCACUCCCUUGCCAGCCUCCGAGACCAGCACAUCUGGGUUUAGUAAGCAGUGGGUCACCACGGGCGGUACAACUCUGGCUGUGACAGAUCUGCGCCGAGGUGUUCUUGUGCGCAGUGAAAACCAAGAAGAAGAACUGGUCAGCUCGGUUUACAUGGGUGGCUUGGCAACGAGUGGAACCAGCAAGGGCGAGAAGGUCAUUGUCGGUGGCGCUAGCGGUAUCUUGACUCUUUGGGAGAAGGGUCAAUGGGACGACCAAGAUGAGCGUAUCUACGUCGACCGCAGUGCCGAUGGCGGAGAUUCCGUUGAAACAAUGGCAGUUGCCCCUGACUACUUGGGCAAGGUGGUUGCUGCGGGUCUUGGAAACGGAAAGGUUAAGUUUGUGCGCAUGGGACCUAACAAGGUUGUCUCCGAGGUCGUUCACGAUGAAAUCGACGGGGUUGUGGGCCUGGGCUUUGAUGUCGAAGGCCGUAUGGUCUCUGGUGGAGGCCAGACUGUAAAGGUGUGGCACGAGGCCGAAGACAAUGUCGAAGGUGGAAAUGACGACGUGGACAUGAUGGAUGAUAGUGACGAUGACCAAGACUCGGAUGACAGCGAUGUACCCGAGGAACGUGAAGACCCCAAGGAACGCAAGAAGCGCAAGAAGGGCAAGAGCAAGGACCAGAGUGGUGGGCAGCAUGUGAUGGCCUUCCACGACCUGGACUGA
This is a messenger RNA of Penicillium brevicompactum, 1227 nucleotides long. RefSeq names its product WD40 repeat domain-containing protein. The record is from RefSeq and is a predicted model, not a curated record. Gene Ontology annotation, molecular function: protein binding. NCBI's taxonomy places the organism in Eukaryota, Fungi, Ascomycota, Eurotiomycetes, Eurotiales, Aspergillaceae. Bases 1 to 1227 code for a protein of 408 amino acids. The transcript has 2 exons.